AUGCUGAUGAGGCACGCGAUAGCGUCCCGAAGGUUCCAGUUCGACUAUUUGGCGUGCAUUACUGAUGUCGAUUAUGCCGACAUGCUCGAGUGGCUGGGAGAAUCGUGGACGCGUGUGCGAGCGGCAACCAUGCAGAGGAGCUGGUGGCGCGCCGGAUGCGUGCCGUCGAGCUGGCCGCCACUGAUGGCGUACUUGGACGACACGUGCGCAACAGGCAUGUUUGAGCCGCUUAUUGCGAUUUGCGUCGAUCUGCAGUUGCUCAUCGAGAAGUUCAAGGGGUUCAUAGCCACACCAGCUGCGAGCGCGUCGUCGGACUCGUCGGGCGAGAUGAGCCUGCCCGAUGGCCCAUUGCUGCGGGACAAGCGCAGCAAGCGGCGCGUGAUUCGCAACGUGGAGGUCGGUAUUCCCCCGGCCGCGGUCCCAGCAGAGGUCGGCGCAUCAAACCAGGAGGUGAUAUCCCGCUUGUGCAGGACGCCAGUCAAGCGUGCACGCGCGGGUGUGCGAGCUCUGGACGGGGCAGACACAGAGGAGCACGACAGUGAUGACGACGAGUGA
Closterium sp. Yama58-4 is the source of this 555-nucleotide messenger RNA. The record is from the annotation of a GenBank genome assembly. NCBI's taxonomy places the organism in Eukaryota, Viridiplantae, Streptophyta, Zygnematophyceae, Desmidiales, Closteriaceae.